Suricata suricatta (meerkat) is the source of this 2930-nucleotide messenger RNA. It is a transcript of the gene PHACTR3, whose product is annotated as phosphatase and actin regulator 3. NCBI's taxonomy places the organism in Eukaryota, Metazoa, Chordata, Mammalia, Carnivora, Herpestidae. Gene Ontology annotation, molecular function: actin binding. Gene Ontology annotation, biological process: actin cytoskeleton organization. The transcript is spliced from 15 exons. The record is from RefSeq and is a predicted model, not a curated record. The coding region runs from base 362 to 2380 and encodes 672 amino acids.
AAUUCCUGGACAUCACCCCUGCCCCAAGCACGCAAUAAACACUGACAAGAAAAAGUUUUUAUUUCCUGGUUCAACUUUUUUUUUUCCUGGAAUAUAGACUGAAGAAUGGGAAUAAACACGAAUAAAUAGCAGAGCGGGGCUGCGCGCGCCGGGAUGCGCCGGGCUGCGGCCGCCGGGCUAUUGUCUCAGCGCCCUGAAGCCAGCCUGGCGUGGUCCCCCCGCUCCUUCCCGCCCCCCGUCCUUUUUGAUUUUCCUUUUUAAAAAGACGCCCCCUCCAGCCCCCUCGCCUGUGACCUUGGCCGCCUCGGAUGCUCUGAUUCCACGCGCCUUCCUCCAACUUGGCCCCCCGCCGGCCAGGCCCAUGGCCGCGUCCGAGGACCGGAGCGGCUGCCUCGUGUCGCGGGGCCGCUCGCAGAGUGACCCCAGCGUCCUCACCGAGUCCUCGGCCGCCUCCUCCGCGGACGCCGGGGAGAACCCAGAUGAGAUGGACCCGGCCCCCCCAGUGCGCUCUGAGUAUCUGGUCUCAGGGACCCGAACCCCCCCUGUGAGGAGGAACAGCAAACUGGCCACCCUGGGCAGGAUCUUCAAACCCUGGAAAUGGAGGAAGAAGAAAAACGAAAAGCUGAAGCAGACCACGUCCGGGGCCUGGCCUCCGGGAGAGGCUCCCAUGAGGCGCCUGCCCCCUGGCUGGGCUCUCAGUGGCGUGUUUGCCCCAGAGUCAGGGUCAGGAAGGGACCCCGAGACUGCCUCCGGCUUUGGCCCCACCGAGGCUGAGAAGCAGAGAGAGCGGGGGAAGUGGGGCAUUUCUUCCAGCCCCGGCGAGCCUCACGGUGGAAGGGACAAGGUGGGGGAGGCGCGGGCAGGACCAAGUAAGCUAGUGGCAGAGACCGUCACCACCAUGUGUCAAGUACGCGUCCGCCAGCCCGGAACAGCGUCCGAGAGCCUACAGUUCUGCACUCGAGCUUCCUGCCGUUGCCUGCCCCCGGGCGUGCGCUCCUGGCUGGCGUCUGGUCUUGGCCUGCGCUCGGGCGGGCCGGCAAACCAUCGCUGCAAGUAUGCUGAGAACAAAGCGUGCAGUCCUGACGGGGGCCCCCGAGCUGCACAGAGCGAGCCGUCCACCCCCAAGCAGGAGAUGCUGGUGUCCGAAGAAGCCCAGCCAGGGAGCCCGCCGGCCGCCGGGACAGCCCCGUCUUCCCUGGACGCGCCGCUGCCCUCGGACCCCCCUUCUGACGAUGCAGCCAAGAUGCCGUCAGCGUCCAGAGGCGAAGAAGCGGACGCCGCCGGCAGCCUCCCGCCCGCCACGGACGAGCCUCCUCAAGCCUUAGCUGGGUCUGACUCCCUGGACAGCCCUCCCGGAGCCCUGGAGAGAUCCGUGGGUCAGCUCCCCAGCCCCCCGCUCUUGCCCACCCCACCGCCCAAGGCAGGCUGCAAACCUACAAAAAAUGUCACAGGCCAGCCUGCACUCUUCCAAGCCUCUGGCGGGAAGAGCACUGACCCUCCCCUCCGAGGACAGCUCUCCACGCCCACGGGGUCUCCACACCUCGCCACUGUCCACCGGCCACUGCCUCCCAGCCGCGUCAUUGAGGAGCUGCACAGGGCGCUGGCCACCAAGCAUCGCCAGGACAGUUUUCAAGGACGGGAUGGCAAAGCGUCCCCGAAGAAGCGGGUGGACGUCCGCCUGUCGAGAACGUCCAGCGUGGAGCGGGCCAAGGAGAGGGAGGAGGCUUGGAGCUUUGACGGCGUCUCCGAGAGCAAGCGGACGGCGGCCAAGGGCUCGGAGGAGAACAAGGAGAACUUGAUCGUGAACUCCGAACUCAAGGAUGACCUGCUGGUGUAUCAGGACGAAGAGGCGCUGAAUGACUCCAUCAUCUCUGGAACGCUGCCCAGGAAAUGCAAGAAGGAGCUGCUGGCGGUGAAGUUGCGGAAUCGGCCCAGCAAGCAGGAGCUGGAGGACCGGAACAUCUUCCCCCGGAGGACUGACGAGGAGCGGCAGGAAAUCCGGCAGCAGAUUGAGAUGAAGCUCUCCAAACGGCUGAGCCAGAGACCUGCCGUGGAGGAGCUGGAGAGAAGGAACAUCCUGAAACAAAGGAAUGAUCAGACAGAGCAAGAAGAAAGAAGGGAAAUCAAGCAGAGAUUGACAAGAAAGCUUAAUCAGAGGCCCACGGUGGACGAGCUAAGGGACAGGAAGAUUCUGAUACGGUUCAGUGACUACGUGGAGGUGGCCAAAGCUCAGGACUACGACCGGCGAGCCGACAAGCCUUGGACGCGCCUGUCCGCGGCCGACAAGGCAGCCAUCCGUAAAGAGCUCAAUGAAUACAAAAGUAACGAGAUGGAGGUCCAUGCAUCAAGCAAGCAUUUGACAAGAUUCCACAGGCCAUAGAGAUUUUCUUCUGAGAAGAAUUUGUGUUUAAUUUUUGAUACCAACACUGAACAUUCAUCAGGGAACUUUCCUGAAGUUCAGCUCCAGACCCCCUGCUGCGUUAGCGCCGGGAGCGGGAUCACGCGGGCGCUGGUCUGGGCUGUGCUCACCUGCCCGGGGAGCAACCCCUCACUCUCUGCUGUCUGAGGGGUAGGAACUGUCGGACCAGUUGAGACCCAGAGUCGCUCGGCCAGAAGAAAACUGUCCUUUGCCUUUGAACCUUGUUUUGCAGCUCUGCGGUGCCGUGGAGGACAGGGGACGCGCAAGUGCAGGCGCCCUCCGGGCUCUGACGCGGGACCUGCGGCGCGGUGGCACUCAGUAUUCUGUUGGAAAGACAUUUUUAUUCUGAUCACAGUUAAUUUGAGAACUCUUUAAGUUCACGUUAUACAAAAUUAUUUACUGUAUUAUACUUUUCUUUUUUUUAUAUAAUGUCUAACAAAUACAGCUGCAACAUUUUGAUUCCUGUUAAUUUUGUUCUUUAAUUAAAUGACUACUUAUUGCAGGAAAUGAA